Messenger RNA from Darwinula stevensoni, 1522 nucleotides. Lineage: Eukaryota; Metazoa; Arthropoda; Ostracoda; Podocopida; Darwinulidae. The record is from the annotation of a GenBank genome assembly.
AUGGACGUGCCUACCGACACGGUGUUAUUCAACUUCCACCCAGUUGGACACACUCAUGAAGAUAUUGAUCAACUCUUCAGCUCGGUGAACCACUACCUGAGGGUUAGGGAUACGUGCACAGUAAAUGAUUUGAUGACAUGCUUGGGAGAGAUAAAAAGGAGAGGGAGACCUCAGCAUCUUCAGGCUGAGGAAUUGGAUGUAGUUCACAACUUCAAGGGAGUCAUACAGAAUCAUUUCCCCCGUCACUUUCGCGGUCAGACCAAGCCUCAUUCAUUCCGGUUCCGGAAAUCCAGCGGAAUCACACAAAUGCACGUUCGAAUGCAUGCUGGAGAAGCCUGGUGCCCUAAUGAGCAUGAUAAUCAAUACGUCAGGGAAUGUCUUGGCCCAGAUCUUGGUUAUAUCUGUCUACAGACAACACCAGAACUCCAUGUCUUCUGUGUUCUGGUACCACCUGAUUGGAAUUCAGCUGGACUGGAACUUGUGAAGGCGUCCAUCCAUAGUUACUUUCCAGAGAUGUCUGAGGAUAAAAUUCAUGCUUGGCGUGUCUUCUCUCCAGAUACCCAGCAAUCCAUGGAACCUAGAUUGUAUCUUCAGAAGUUAAGAGACCAUAAGAACACUUCACCUGAACUCAAUCCUAACAUCACCCCAGCCAUGCAAUCCUACCUGACGAACAUGAGAAGCCAACUGCUUGGACCAUUCCAACAGCCUAUCAUUGGUUCGAUUGGGAGUCGGAGACUGGGCAUAUGUGCCGGGACUGAAGAUCUUCACAUAGGUAUGCUGGCUGUUGUCUAUACGGAGGAGAAAUCAUCCCGACCAUGGAUAGGAAAGAUAGCCUCUAUAGACGAGAAGCAAGUGGCCAUCCACUGGUACAAGGGAACUUACGAGAAGACAUGGAACCCAAUGACAGGGGCUGGAAGCAUUUCGUCCGUUCCUCGAGAAUCUCUCCUCCUGUGGGGCUUCACUCUGACGGACAAGAAACAACUGCUAAGGAGUGAAACAAGAGAAGAAGUAAGGCGGCUCUAUCAGGAAACAGAUCAAAGAAUGCAACGUCAUGCAGAGACUUCAGAAGUGAACUAGGGAGUGAUUGACUGUAUAUGCCGUCUCCAAGCAAACCAUCACCUGGCCUUGGCAUGGUAUUCCUCAUCAAUGCAGCGAGAAUUUUCACCGAAAUGCUCAAGACUUCAGAGUUCAAGAUACGUGAACGAAAUUAAAGCUUUUGUUUCUUCCUAACUGUAGGGGAUAGGGAAUGUAGAGAGUUCCGGAAGAGUGGGGAAAAUCGACAGAAUAUCCAUAAGUGUUUUCACUCAAAGGUUAAGGUUGAGUUUUAUCCAGUUUCCCGUGCUUGAUGUAUUGACAUUUAAAUAUUGCACAUUUUUGUACUUUGCAGAAUAAUGGGAUAUAUCAGUUUAGCAUGGUUUACUUACCAGGAGAAUGCAAAUGGAAAAUGUUUUUGGCAGAAUCGAAGCUAGCCAUUUAUUUGUAUAUAAGUGAAGGGAAUAUAUUUUCAAAUGUCCUGACAAUA